This is a messenger RNA of Bursaphelenchus okinawaensis, 1584 nucleotides long. The record is from the annotation of a GenBank genome assembly. NCBI's taxonomy places the organism in Eukaryota, Metazoa, Nematoda, Chromadorea, Rhabditida, Aphelenchoididae.
AUGAACACCAUCGCCGUCUCCCUAACCCUAUGUUUAUGUUUGGUCGCCGCCAACUCACAAGGACUAUACCCUGAUCGAUUCUACGUGCCAAAACCCCUCGGUAUGCCCGAUAAUCGAGCAGGUGAGCUUUUUGAGCAUUAAGAUGCAAGUGCUAAUGCUUUUGGGUAUUAUACUUCAAGUACUAGUGCUUUUGAGCAAUAUAAUUAAAUUUUUGUAUUUUUUUUUGAAAUUAAAAAAAAAAGAUUAUUACGCAAAUUAAAAUAUUGUUUUUUCCAGAUCUAAGCAGCGAGAGCCAAGACACAUACCGACCAAACCGAGUAUAUCCACUAUUCAAACGGUAAGUUGAAGAAUAUAUACUCAUAACUUAACUCUCAUACAUUCAACCUUCAUAAUUACGCAUACCGUAACCCUCAUACCUACUCAUACCGUGACCCUCAUACGUACUCAUGCCGUAGCCCUCAUACGCACUCAUACCGUAGCUCUCAUACGUACGCACACUGUAACCCUCAUAUGCAUGUCUAGUCACAACUUCCCGAAUAUAAUAUCACAGCAUAAUUACUACAAAUUUCACCGCUUACACCGGCCAAUUACUACAAAACGGGCUAUUUUCGAUACUACGUUUCGUAGGCACUUGGCACGCAAAUUCGUAUCGUGCGCGCGAAAAAAAACAUAACCUUUCGCACGCUACACACCGUGCCGUGAUCUGGCCGACAAGUUUUUCGCAAUUAUGGUUACACGCUUUUAUAUUGUAGAAGGGUAGUCAAUUAGGUAUUGUUGUGGUCUAGUAAUUGAGUAAGAGAUUGCUAGCAAGAAAAUAUUCGUAGUAAGUACCAAUUCACAAAAAAAAUAAAAAUUUUUUGUCGCAGCGACAAAAAUUUUUUUGACUUUCCCUCUCCCCAUUUUUUUCUGUUUUACUACGUCUUUUACUUUUACAGUAAUACUUCCACAUUACAGCAAUUUUCCACAGAUUCUAAAAUAUAUAUUUAGCUGUUUCGUAUGCACACGCAAACUAUCUUGUAAACUAUGCCGUGACACUUUAUAAACGUAACAGUGUUAUCAUUUUAACAUGUACAAAGUGUCGUCAGGGUGUUACAGUAUUUUAUUGUAAACAUAUUUUUAAUCGUUUGUUGCUGUUAUAUUUCUAAUGCUUAGGUAAUAUCUUUCACUAGUGUAAGUGGUAUCUUUGAAUGGCAUAAGUGUUAUCUUUAAUGUAUAUUAGCAAUGUCUUUACCACAGCAAUAGCUGGAAUAUUUCAUUCAAAAACAGUACGUGGGGCUUCGCCCUACCCUAUCUUACCACACUCUACUCUACCCUUCCCUACCUUACUCUAACCUAUCCUACCUUACCCUAUCCUACCGGCCUAUCCUUUAUCUCAGCCUUAAAACUCAAAGUCAUUCCUAUCCUUUAUCCUACCCUUAUACAUCAAUCUUAACCUUAAGCUUCUCCAAAAACACCCCCAAACCUAACUAACCCCAUGCCAUUUUCAGAGGCGCCGUAGAAUCGUCGCCCGACUUUCAAGUGAAGCGAAUGUACGUGGCACGAAUUGGCAAGCGCCAGGUCUACCGUACUCGCAUCGGAAAAUAG